UCUUCAGUACACGGCCGUGGAUGUACACGGCGCAUGUGCUGGGCACGUGAUAUCAAAGUUGAUGAACGGCGUUAGUGAAUUGGGGUUAGUGAACAAGAAAAAUGCGGAAGAAUGCAGUAAAACAAAGUUUUACCAAACACCUUCGAAUUCUAUCUGCCCUAGAAGAACAGUCAUUCGCCCUCGACCUUCUCUCCCACUCCUGCUUCCUCGGCUUCUUCCUCAAGCGCUCUUAGCGACGCACCUCGCCUCUCCACUUCUCGCGCAUCUCGGCGGAGUUCCCGACUCCGAUUCGUGGCAGCUCGGUCCUCCUCUCCCUCUCGCUAACCCCAAUGUCAUAGAAAGAAUAGCACAAGUCUUCGCCUUUCAUGGCGACCCUGCGACUCCUGCACGGUCCAUCCUCCAACCGAAGCUAAACCCUCCCAAAGCCCUCCUCUCCAUUCGAGAUUCUUAUGGCGGUGCACGGGUUUGGAAGAAAUGCCAGCCCAGUGCUGUUAAUAUGUGCUCGUGGAGCUCAGCUGCUAGUUAUGUGACACCUCCUGGUGGCGUUGCUAAGUUUUCUGGCAAUCCCAUUGUCGUGAAGGAGCAAUUGUUGCAAAAGAGAGCUGGAACUGUAAGGGGUGCUACUAUUGAAGAAAUAGAAGCGGAGAAGUCUGUGAUUGAAAAAGAUGCUAAAGGCAGGAUGGAAAAGACUAUUGAAACGGUACGAUCCAAUUUCAAUUCUAUUCGGACAGGGAGAGCAAGCCCAGCCAUGCUGGGCAAGAUUGAGGUUGACUAUUAUGGAAGUCCAGUUGGCUUGAAGAGCCUUGCUCAAAUUAGUUCUCCUGAUGGAACUUCCCUAUUGCUUUCGCCAUACGACAAAUCCAGCUUAAAGUCUAUUGAGAAGGCCAUAGUUGCCUCUGAUCUUGGCAUGGACUCCAAAUAAUGAUGGACAGGUGAUACGGUUGACCCUGCGUCAACUCACAUCAGAUAGACGGAAGCCAUUGACAAAGUUGUAUCAAAACAAGCCGAAGAAUUUUUAUACCAUUUGUGUCUAAUAUGAGGCAUCAUCAUCUGUGCCGGGGUUGGUGGUGGGGAUAACAACGGAGGAUCAGAUAAUGGAGUAGCCGUGAAUAGUGCGGUGGCAGGUAGCCUCAAAAAAGUGUUGAUUUUGAUGAGCGACACCGACGGUCAUCGAGCUUCCGCAGAAGCUAUUAAGGCAGCCUUUAAUGAAGGAUUUGGUGAUGAAUAUCAGGUCAGUUAGUAGUCAUUGUCUACUCUUACUACCUGAUUAGCCUACAUACUCUCUGAUUCCUUGACUAAUUUGGGAAUGAAUAGAAUUGGCAUCUUUUUUUUAUUCCAGAUCUUCUUGAUAUCAUGUACAAUUAUGAAACGUGAGAAUAUGUUAAUUACUUUCACCUCCUCCGUAUGAAAUUUAUAUCCAUUCAUUUUGUUGUCUCUCAUUUGACCCUUUGGGAAUAUCUCUAAGUCUUGCUCAUGUCGUCUAUUGACUAAUAAUCUGAUUAAUCUCUCAGUAUUAGAUGUUCAAUGAAUAAUAGUUUCACUAAUGAUUAUGGAUUAGAUUACAGAAAAAUAGUUGUUUCCUUAAUCCUGUUAUGAACUCAAAAUUACUUGUGUCAGUUCUACUUCAUAUUAAUAUCCUAGUUUAAAGCACUAUUUUUUCUGGAACAAUCCCUUUUUUAGUGGUAGACUCAUAUUAGGUAUGCCUUCAUGUCCCCUCUGUUGUUUCUAAAGCUCCUUUCUGAUGUACAGGAGUUAUUUCUGCCACUUUAUAUUAGCUCUUGAGCAAUUUUUAGCUGUUUUUGUAAUUAUGGAAGGAAAAAAAAAAACAAUUAGAAAAUCUUCAGCACGAAAUAAGAUUUGAGGGAAUAUUAGAGGAGAUGAGCAUAAAUUUUGACCUCAGCCACCCUGUUUUCUGUCUUGCUAAAACCUUUGACAUAGAUGCUACUGGAUUGUGUAAGAUACAGAGGACAAUGAUGCAUUUACGUAUUAGUCAAGGGAAGCUUCUUUUAUAGCAUAAGAAAUCAAUAUUAUGCUUUUGAUCAAUAUGUGCUGUAGUUUUUUAAUCUUCUGCUUCCCUCUUCACCUGAAUUUUGCAGUAGGAAGUACGAAAAUGAAUCAGGUUCUGUUAUAAGCAUAUUAGUUCUGCUAAUAUUUCUCACGCUUCCUGCCAGUAUUCAUAAAGUACUUGGCUAAUGGAACUUCCCACAAAUCUUUUUUCUAUUGAUCUUGGUUGGUGUAAGUAUUUCAUGUUAACAUUCUGUUGCUGAGGUGCAUUUAUUGAACAGUUGGAAUUUUUUUAUAUAAAAAAUGAAGUCAAUCUACUAAUUUGGUGGGUGGAGUUUGUUGCGGUGAAAUGUACAUUUGGACUUGUUUCCACUGUGUUUGAUAAUUUGGCAUAUAUCUUUUCUUAGACCAUCUUUCAAUAAUGUAAUUUGACGGACUUCAAUAUGGGCAGCAUCACAUUCUAUAUUUGUUGUCAUUGUGCCCGAGUCUUUGAAACAACUGGGCUAUAGUCUGAUAUGAUUGUUGUCAUUGUGCUCGAGUCUUUGCAACAACAGGGCUAUAGUCUGAUAUGAUUGUUGUCAUUGUGCUAGCAUGCAUCCUAAGUGGAUUGUCUGUGCUAGCAUGCAUCCUUCUUUUUGGAAAACUUUUAGCGUCAAUAUUUCUAGCUUUCAAACUUUACUAUGAUCCUGCAUAGGCAGUACAUAAAGUUAUUGUUUCAAGCUUUCUUUUCUUCAUGAUUGGAUGGGAGUCUGCUAUAUAUUGUCAGUUUAUGUCUAUAAUUGAAAGGCUGACAUUUGAAAUUCUUAAUCUCUUAAUGAGCUUGGUGAUGCUAUGGAGACUUGAUCCGGCUGGUCGCAAUGCAUGUUUGGGUAGUGAAACAACAACAUGGACUUCAAACAAUCAGGUCUUGCGGAGAUGCCUGCUCUAGUUCUUCAAAUGACUUACUUUUGGUGAGGCAGACAUCAUUCUUGCUGCAAGAAGUCCCUUGAACAGGGGUUGUACAUCUCACAAUUGGGGACUUCCGCAAGGAUUUGAAAGGUGUGACCCCUAGGUCCUAGGAUGAGGAUCUUGACUUGAAUCACUCUGAGAAUUAUUUUGAGAGCGAAUGUUAAGAGAUAAGAACAGAUGAAGGAGCUCUCAUCAGUUUGCCUACCAUAGCUGAAGGGGUAGGUUCACUCUGGAUCAGGCCAUUAAGAAGAAACUCGAUGGAGAUUAUGAAUCAAUACUUAGUUGUGUGCUAUGAAAUACUAGUGGUCUUUGUCGUGUACUAUGAGAAUGCAUUACAAUUUGGGAUUGGUAUCUACAAUUUGGUGUUAGAGCUUCUGUUAAUUAUGGGUUUUCUUGUUUGCAUAUUUCAAGAAUAUUGGAGCAGUUACUAGGAAAAUUUCUUCUUGUGAAGAAGAUUCAAUUCUUGUAUCCAGUGAGGGUAAUACGGGGAUUCUGUUAAUUUCUACUGGUUAAUCCCAAUUGAAGCAUAAGAAAAUACCUUAAGUCGGAGCAAUUUGGUUG
This is a messenger RNA of Rosa rugosa (rugosa rose), 3513 nucleotides long. RefSeq names its product ribosome-recycling factor, chloroplastic-like. Bases 62 to 922 code for a protein of 286 amino acids. The record is from RefSeq and is a predicted model, not a curated record. Gene Ontology annotation, cellular component: chloroplast. Lineage: Eukaryota; Viridiplantae; Streptophyta; Magnoliopsida; Rosales; Rosaceae. Gene Ontology annotation, biological process: plastid translation. The transcript has 10 exons. Gene Ontology annotation, molecular function: ribosomal large subunit binding.